AUGCACGAAGAAGAACUGCGAAGUUUUUGCGCUCCUAAGCAGUUGGCGAUAGAGAUGUACUGGGGCAAACUCCGUGAGGUGUACAACUCGUACCAGGAGGAACACAACCCCAUCAUGAGCCACUACCAUAGCUUACGUGAGAAGGACGACUUCUAUCAAAAGGAAAUCGCAAGGAACGACUACCAAAUACAACUAGCUUGUGAGACCCUAUCAAACUUGCAACAUGAAUGGCAAAAAACAACUAGUACGAUGACAGAUAAGUUGACGCGUAUGGCCAAUCGUAAGGAAGAACUAACAAGAAAAUAUUUGCAGAUGAAGAAAGACUCCAAGCUUGAGAGCAGUAAGGGAAGCCAGCAGCUCGAUAUCAUGGUGAAUGCCAGCCAGGAUGCGAUCAAGCAUCUUGAAGAUAUGUAUGAAAAACUGAAUAAAGUAAUGCAGCUAUCAGAAAUCUGCAGUAAAUAUGAACAUGAAGGAGACGAGCUCUCCAAAGAUGUAGAGUACGAUCUGGACUCUCUGGACUUUGAACAUCUGGAUAAGGAUAUGAUUGACGAAUGCAAGGAAUAUCGCAAAAUGGACAAAUUCCUUCUCAAAGUGAACAGAGCCAAGGUGCAAACAAUAUGUCUAAGGACCGAGAAAGCGAAACUGAUGAGGGAAAAUAUUCAGUUGAAGAACUACAUCAAGAGGUACCUUACGGACUUGGCGCUUAAGGGCAAAGACAGGCCCUUAAGUAUGAAGAUCAGGACGGACGUGCCGAAGAUAAACAUCAAGGCGUACGUAUCUUAUUCGCCUUCGUGCACCUACCUAUUUAAGAAACCCAUUAAAAUAAUAAUCAACAACCUAUCAGAGUCCGAGUUCACUGCUGCUGCUAGACUAUGGGCUUCUUCCACAAAGAAGAGGGAUGAUCUCCAUGUUUUCCUCUCAUGGCUCCACCCAGGGCCAGAGAAGAAUCGUCCAGUAACUUGCAUUGAGGGUGCUCUAUCGAAUGCCGUGCAACACGAGGUGCGCAUGCGCAACGUGGCACGACGCAACAAGGACAACAACAUCAGAGCCUAUCCUCGGGUGCAGUGCUGGAUGCAAUCUGCGUAG
Molecule: messenger RNA, 1086 nt
Organism: Spodoptera exigua (beet armyworm)
Lineage: Eukaryota; Metazoa; Arthropoda; Insecta; Lepidoptera; Noctuidae
Source: the annotation of a GenBank genome assembly